Populus euphratica (Euphrates poplar) is the source of this 5915-nucleotide messenger RNA. Its product is annotated as brefeldin A-inhibited guanine nucleotide-exchange protein 2-like. Gene Ontology annotation, molecular function: guanyl-nucleotide exchange factor activity. Lineage: Eukaryota; Viridiplantae; Streptophyta; Magnoliopsida; Malpighiales; Salicaceae. The transcript is spliced from 11 exons. Gene Ontology annotation, biological process: regulation of ARF protein signal transduction. Gene Ontology annotation, cellular component: trans-Golgi network; cytosol. The record is from RefSeq and is a predicted model, not a curated record.
ACAAAUCUUAAAACCUGACUUUUCAAUGAGACCGAAAAACCCAAAACGCGAUCUCAAUCUCAAAGCCACUGAGCUCUCUCCCUCUCUGUCACUGUUCUCUUCAUUUCGAUUUCUCUAUGGUGCGCUUCACUGUCUCCUCUCCAAGCCAUGAAAUCUAAAACAACAAAACAAGCCCUAACAUUCCCUCUCCAGAUCCGAGCUCACUGAGUCACGGGCCUCACUCACCUUCCUGACUCGGGAAUGGCUUCCUCGGAAGCCGAUUCCCGGUUAAGCCAAGUAGUAUGCCCUGCUUUAGAAAAAAUCGUCAAAAACGCAUCGUGGCGUAAACACUCGAAAUUAGCACACGAAUGCAAAUCCGUCCUCGAGAUUCUCACUUCUCGUAAACCCCAACAACAACCUCCUCCGACUUCCCCGUCCGACGACUCCUCAUCCGAAUCCUCUCUCCUUGGCCCGCUCCACGACGGCGGGUCCAUCGAGUACUCCCUCGCGGAAUCUGAAUCUAUCCUCAGCCCUCUGAUCAACGCGUGCAACACUCAAUUCCUCAAGAUCGUCGAUCCAGCCGUUGAUUGCAUCCAGAAAUUGAUCGCGCAUGGGUACCUACGUGGCGAGGCGGACUCCACCGGAGGUACUGAAGCGAAAUUGCUAGCUAAGAUGAUUGAAUCUGUGUGUAAAUGUUAUGAUUUAGGGGAUGAUGGUGUUGAAUUGCUGGUUUUGAAAACCCUAUUGUCAGCCGUUACGUCGAUUUCGUUGAGAAUUCAUGGAGAUUGUUUGUUACAAAUAGUGAGAACUUGUUAUGACAUUUAUUUAGGGAGUAAAAAUGUAAUUAAUCAAACGACGGCGAAAGCGUCUUUGAUUCAAAUGUUAGUUAUUGUGUUUAGGAGAAUGGAGGCUGAUUCUUCGACGGUUCCGGUUCAGCCGAUUGUUGUGGCUGAAUUAAUGGGACCAGUGGAGAAAACGGAUGUGGAUGGGUCAAUGGCGGUGUUUGUUCAAGGUUUUAUAACGAAAAUUAUGCAGGAUAUAGAUGGGGUUUUUAAUCCGGGGACACCCAGUAAGUCUUCGAUGACAGUGGCACAUGAUGGGGCUUUCGAGACCACUUCUGGUACGGUGGAGAGUACAAAUCCGGCAGAUUUGCUUGAUUCGACGGAUAAGGAUAUGUUAGAUGCCAAAUAUUGGGAAAUUAGUAUGUAUAAGACGGCUUUGGAAGGCAGGAAAGGGGAGUUGGCUGAUGGGGAAGGGGAGAGGGAUGAUGACUUGGAAGUGCAGAUUGGGAAUAAGUUGAGGAGAGAUGCAUUUUUGGUUUUUCGAGCACUUUGUAAGUUAUCUAUGAAAACUCCGCCCAAAGAAGCAUUGGUGGAUCCACAGUUGAUGAGAGGGAAGAUUGUUGCAUUGGAGUUAUUGAAGAUUUUGUUGGAGAAUGCUGGUGCUGUGUUUAGGACUAGUGACAGGUUCUUAGGUGCCAUCAAGCAAUAUCUAUGUCUUUCACUGUUGAAGAACAGCUCGUCAAGUCUUAUGAUCAUUUUCCAGCUUUCUUGCUCCAUUUUCAUUAGUUUGGUUUCAAGGUUCAGAGCUGGACUGAAAGCAGAAAUUGGAGUAUUUUUUCCUAUGAUUGUUCUCAGGAUUCUUGAAAAUGUUGUUCAACCUAAUUUUCAGCAGAAGAUUAUAGUACUUCGGUUUCUAGAUAAGCUCUGUGUUGAUUCCCAGAUCUUGGUAGAUAUUUUUAUUAAUUAUGACUGUGAUAUCAACUCAUCAAACAUAUUUGAGAGAAUGGUCAAUGGACUUCUUAAAACUGCACAAGGUGCCCUGCCUGGUACUGCCACUACACUGUUGCCACCUCAGGAGGUGACCAUGAAACUUGAAGCUAUGAAGUCCUUAGUGGCUAUUCUGAAAUCAAUGGGAGACUGGAUGAAUAAACAAUUGUGCAUUCCCGAUCCUCAUUCUGCCAAGAAACCUGAUGCAGCCGAAAACAGUCCUGGGCCUGGAAGUCUUCCCAUGACAAAUGGUAAUGGGGAUGAGUCCGUUGAAGGAUCAGAUUCUCAUUCCGAAACCUCAACUGAAGCAUCGGAUGUUUCAACUAUUGAGCAACGACGGGCUUACAAGCUGGAAUUUCAGGAAGGUAUAUCUCUUUUCAAUCGGAAGCCUAAGAAAGGAAUUGAAUUUCUAAUCAAUGCAAAUAAAGUGGGGAAUUCAGCAGAAGAGAUAGCAGCCUUUCUUAAAAACACAUCUGGCUUGAACAAGACACUGAUUGGCGAUUACCUUGGGGAAAGAGAAGAUUUUUCACUGAAAGUAAUGCAUGCUUAUGUAGAUUCUUUUGACUUUCGCAGCCUGGAGUUCGAUGAGGCUAUCAGAGUCUUUCUACAGGGCUUUAGGUUACCAGGUGAGGCACAGAAGAUUGAUCGAAUUAUGGAGAAGUUUGCUGAACGUUACUGCAAAUGUAAUCCAAAGGUUUUUAGUAGUGCUGACACAGCCUAUGUCCUUGCUUACUCCAUGAUACUGCUCAACACUGAUGCUCAUAAUCCCAUGGUGAAGAAUAAGAUGUCAGCUGAUGACUUUAUAAGAAACAACCGUGGCAUUGAUGAUGGGAAAGAUCUACCUGAGGAGUACUUGAGAUCUUUGUUUGAAAGAAUAUCAAAAAAUGAGAUCAAAAUGAAAGAAUAUGAUUUAGCUCUCCAACAAAAGCAGUCUUUGAAUUCAAACAGAGUUUUAGGCUUGGAUAGUAUCCUGAACAUUGUGAUCCGCAAGCGGGGUGAAGAAAAGAAUAUGGAAACAAGUGAUGAUCUUAUCAGGCACAUGCAGGAACAAUUUAAAGAAAAAGCUCGAAAAUCUGAGUCAGUUUAUUAUGCUGCAACAGAUGUGGUGAUUCUUAGAUUCAUGGUUGAGGUAUGCUGGGCUCCUAUGCUGGCAGCCUUCAGUGUGCCUCUUGACCAAAGUGAUGAUGAAGUGGUGAUAGCUUUGUGUCUUGAUGGUAUCCGCUAUGCAAUCCAUGUUACUGCUGUGAUGUCCAUGAAGACUCAUAGAGAUGCUUUUGUGACUUCAUUAGCAAAGUUUACAUCGCUCCACUCCCCUGCUGAUAUCAAGCAGAAAAAUAUUGAUGCUAUUAAGGCAAUAGUUACAAUUGCAGAUGAAGAUGGGAAUUAUUUGCAAGAAGCUUGGGAACAUAUUUUGACAUGUGUCUCACGCUUUGAACAUUUGCAUCUCCUGGGAGAGGGUGCUCCUCCAGAUGCCACCUUUUUUGCUUUUCCCCAAAAUAACUCUAAAAAGUCAAAACAAAGCAAGUCAACCAUCCUCCCUGUUCUGAAAAAGAAGGGACCUGGGAGGAUGCAGCAUGCCGCUGGUAGUGUGCUGAGAGGUUCAUAUGAUAGUGCUGGUAUUGGUGGAAAUGGUGCUGGGGCUGUCACAAGUGAGCAGAUGAACAAUUUAGUUUCCAACUUAAACAUGUUAGAGCAAGUUGGCAGUUCUGAGAUGAACCGCAUCUUCACACGGAGCCAAAAGUUAAACAGCGAGGCAAUAAUUGACUUUGUGAAGGCUCUUUGCAAGGUUUCUGUGGAGGAAUUGAGAUCAGCUUCUGAUCCACGGGUCUUUAGCCUUACAAAGAUUGUUGAGAUUGCGCACUAUAACAUGACUCGCAUCAGGCUUGCAUGGUCAAGCAUCUGGCAUGUGCUUUCUGAUUUCUUUGUAACCAUCGGCUGUUCUGAAAACCUUUCAAUUGCAAUUUUUGCAAUGGACUCUUUACGCCAAUUAUCAAUGAAAUUCUUAGACCGAGAAGAGUUGGCAAACUAUAAUUUUCAGAAUGAGUUUAUGAAGCCGUUUGUUAUUGUUAUGCGGAAGAGUAAUGCUGUUGAAAUCAGAGAAUUGAUUAUCAGAUGUGUCUCACAAAUGGUCCUGUCUCGUGUCCAUAAUGUUAAAUCUGGAUGGAAGAGCAUGUUCAUGGUUUUCACAACAGCAGCUUAUGAUGACCACAAAAACAUUGUACUCUUGGCCUUUGAAAUAAUUGAAAAGAUUAUUAGAGAUUACUUCCCAUACAUUACGGAGACUGAAACAACCACCUUUACUGAUUGUGUGAAUUGCCUGAUAGCAUUCACCAAUAGUAGAUUCAACAAAGACAUUAGCCUUAAUGCAAUUGCUUUUCUUCAAUUCUGUGCCACGAAACUUGCUGAAGGAGAUCUGGGAUCUUCAUCAAGGAACAAAGACAAGGAAACCUCUGUAAAGAUUUCAUCCCCUUCACCUCGGACCGGAAAAGAUGGAAAACAAGAGAAUGGAGAUAUCAAAGACAAGGAAGAUCAUCUUUAUUUCUGGUUCCCUCUGUUGGCUGGUUUAUCAGAACUUAGCUUUGACCCAAGGCCUGAAAUCAGGAAGAGUGCCUUGCAAGUACUGUUUGAAACUUUACGCAAUCAUGGUCAUCUUUUUUCUCUGCCUUUAUGGUAAAGAGUCUUUGAGUCGGUCUUAUUUCCUAUAUUUGACUAUGUGCGGCAUGCUAUUGAUCCUCCUGGAGGCAACUCCCCUGAGCAGGGGAUUGAUGGUGAUAUGGGUGAACUUGAUCAAGAUGCGUGGCUCUAUGGGACAUGUACCUUGGCUCUCCAACUGGUUGUAGAUCUUUUUGUGAAAUUCUACAAUACUGUCAAUCCGCUUUUAAGAAAGGUGCUAUCGCUUCUGGUUAGCUUCAUUAGGCGUCCUCACCAAAGUCUUGCUGGUAUUGGUAUUGCGGCAUUUGUGCGUUUGAUGAGCAAUGCUGGAGAUAUGUUUUCAGAGGAGAAGUGGCUGGAAGUGGUUUUGUCAUUGAAAGAGGCUGCCAAUGCAACACUACCUGAUUUCUCUUACAUUGUAAGUGGGGAAUCAUCGGUAAUAUCCUAUGAACAAAAUAAUGUAGAGACUGCUGGAUCUGACAUGCCCGAAGAUGAAUCAGAGGGACUGGUGGCACACCGUCUUUAUGCUUCUAUAUCUGAUGCAAAGUGUCGAGCUGCUGUUCAACUUCUGUUGAUUCAGGCAGUGAUGGAGAUCUACAGCAUGUACCGGUCUCAUCUUUCAGCAAAGAGUGCCUUGGUGCUCUUUGAUGCUUUGCAUGAGGUGGCAUCCCAUGCUCACAGCAUCAACACAAAUACAACAUUACGUUCAAAACUACAAGAGCUUGGCUCUAUGACCCAAAUGCAAGACCCUCCACUGUUACGCCUGGAGAAUGAGUCCUAUCAAAUUUGCCUCACAUUCUUACAAAAUCUUAUGCUGGACAGACCUCCAACCUUUGAUGAAGCUGAAGUGGAAUCCUGCCUUGUCAACCUCUGUGAAGAGGUUUUACAGUUUUACGUUGUAACUGCCUGUUCUGGACAGACACCAGAAACUUCUACCAGUGGACAAUGCCUGUGGCUGAUUCCUUUAGGUUCUGGAAAACGAAGGGAAUUGGCUGCACGUGCACCUCUUAUUGUUGCAACUCUCCAGGCCAUCUGUAGUUUGGGAGACUCUUCAUUUGAGAAGAAUUUGCCUCAUUUCUUCCCUCUUCUUUCGAGUUUGAUAAGUUGUGAGCAUGGGUCAAAUGAGGUCCAGGUAGCUCUCAGUGACAUGCUCAGUUCAUCAGUGGGUCCUGUUUUGCUUCGGUCUUGUUGAUCUGGGUGCAUUUUGGGUUGUUCAUAUACGUUGUGUCCUUCUGAGUUGUCUUUUUCUUCAUUUGCUUUAUUAUAAUUUGUUACUGGAGAUAUAGAUUCAUAGAGUAUGAAGAGGUAGAUGAUUCUGGAUCAGCCAAUACUUCUGAACGUUGCUGUAGUUAAUUCAGGAGCUUGGCUCUUUGUUCAGAAUUCAUAGAUGUCAUCAGUUUUGGUGUUGUAUGGUAGUCAUAUAUUUAUUUUCCAAGCUUCCUGUCAAGAAACUUUAAAACAAUAAUUUCCUGUAAAAAUUUGCCUAUUCAGAAUGUGAGGUAGAAGUUGUUUUCA